This is a messenger RNA of Candidula unifasciata, 486 nucleotides long. The record is from the annotation of a GenBank genome assembly. NCBI's taxonomy places the organism in Eukaryota, Metazoa, Mollusca, Gastropoda, Stylommatophora, Geomitridae.
AUGGCAACAAUAAUAUCUGGUUAUUUCCUUUCACCUCUAUACAUAAUGGACUGGGGAGUCACCUCUAUACAUAAUGGACUGGGAGUCACCUCUAUACAUAAUGGACUGGGAGUCACCUCUAUACAUAAUGGACUGGGAGUCACCUCUAUACAUAAUGGACUGGGAGUCACCUCUAUACAUAAUGGACUGGGAGUCACCUCUAUACAUAAUGGACUGGGAGUCACCCCUGUACAUAAUGGACUAGGAGUCACCUCUAUACAUAAUGGACUGGGAGUCACCACUGUACAUAAUGGACUGGGAGUCACCUCUAUACAUAAUGGACUGGGAGUCACCUCUAUACAUAAUGGACUGGGAGUCACCUCUAUACAUAAUGGACUAGGAGUCACCUCUAUACAUAAUGGACUAGGAGUCACCUCUAUACAUAAUGGACUAGGAGUCACCUCUAUACAUAAUGGACUGGGAGUCACCCUGUACAUAAUGGACUAG